This is a messenger RNA of Gadus macrocephalus (Pacific cod), 1590 nucleotides long. It is a transcript of the gene urod, whose product is annotated as uroporphyrinogen decarboxylase. Gene Ontology annotation, biological process: heme biosynthetic process. The transcript has 10 exons. Gene Ontology annotation, cellular component: cytosol. Lineage: Eukaryota; Metazoa; Chordata; Actinopteri; Gadiformes; Gadidae. The coding region runs from base 138 to 1244 and encodes 368 amino acids. Gene Ontology annotation, molecular function: uroporphyrinogen decarboxylase activity. The record is from RefSeq and is a predicted model, not a curated record.
GUCACAUGACUUUUGCCAACAUGGCCGCUGCCUGUAGCUCAGUAGUAACGACUCGAGUGUUUUGUAAGUGAGUCUGAAUGACAGCAGGCUGCGAGCGACAUCCCGAGCAAGAAGACUGUUAACUUAUCUUUUUCACCAUGAGCAAGGACGAGCUUAUUCUACCCAAAGACUUCCCGCAGCUGAAGAACGACACGUUCCUGCGGGCAGCACGGGGAGAACAGACCCAGCAUGUCCCUGUGUGGUGCAUGAGACAGGCUGGCCGCUACCUUCCAGAGUUCCGGGAGUUCCGGGCAGGGAAGGACUUCUUCGAUACAUGCCGCUCACCAGAGGCCUGCUGUGAACUCACUCUUCAGCCUCUCAGACGUUUUGACUUUGAUGCGUCCAUCAUCUUCUCAGACAUCCUGGUUGUACCGCAGGCCAUGGGGAUGGAGGUGCAGAUGGUGCCCGGGAAGGGCCCCACCUUCCCGGAUCCCCUGAAAGACCCAGAGGACCUCCAGCGGCUGAAGACCAAGGUGGACGUCCAGAAGGAGCUGGACUACGUCUUCAAGGCCAUCACCCUGACCCGACACAAGAUCGAGGGGAAGGUGCCGCUCAUCGGAUUCACUGGAGCACCGUGGACCCUGAUGUCCUACAUGAUCGAAGGCUCGGGCUCAAAGACCUUCUCCAAGGUCAAAAGCUGGCUCUACCGCUACCCAGAGGUCAGCCACAUGCUGCUCAAGAGGCUCACCGACGUCAUCGUGGACUACCUUCUGUGCCAGGUGGCCGCGGGCGCACAGGCCCUGCAGGUGUUUGAGAGCCACGCUGGGAUCCUGGGGCCCGUGGAGUUCAAGGCUUUCUGCCUGCCCUACCUGAGGGACAUCGCCAGCAGGGUGAAGGACCAGCUGAAGGAGACGGGGCAGGACGUACCCAUGAUUGUGUUUGCUAAAGAUGCUCACUACGGCCUGGAGGACUUGUCCCAGUCCUACUAUGACGUCGUUAGUCUGGACUGGACCAUUGACCCGCGGUUGGCACGCGAGCAGACCGGAGGAAAGGUUAGCCUACAGGGCAACAUGGAUCCCUGUGCGCUCUAUGCUCCCAAGGAGCGUAUCUCUGAGAUCGUCAAGACGAUGCUGGAGGGCUUCGGGACCCAGCGUUACAUCGCCAACCUGGGCCACGGCAUGUACCCGGACAUGGACCCCGAGAGCGUGGCCGCCUUCGUGGAGGCCGUGCACAAGCACUCGCGGCAGAUGAACAAGCAGCAGUGACGGCGUUGGAUGUGAUGAUCACAUGUGGACGUAACGACCGCGGGUCACAUGGCGGAAGCGCGUGUGUCGCUACUGCAAAGGGAGCGGAAGGAUUGCAAGAAGCUGUGAUGUUUAUACCGCAGGGCGUAUAUUGUAUCAGUAAAAAACACCAAAUGCGACUAACAUGUGAUGUACUUGCAAUAGUUUGAGGCUAUGGCUUAGAUCGUUUUUUUUUUUCGUAUUGUCAAGAUAAAAGGUCAAACAGACCAUGGACACCGGGAUUGUAAUCCAGCCUGUUGUUCCACAGACGGGAAACUCGCACUUUGUGUGACCCAGCUCUAAUAAAAUAAAAUACACUGAUUCAGAA